Messenger RNA from Synchiropus splendidus (mandarinfish), 8693 nucleotides. RefSeq names its product regulator of G-protein signaling 12-like. NCBI's taxonomy places the organism in Eukaryota, Metazoa, Chordata, Actinopteri, Syngnathiformes, Callionymidae. Bases 467 to 4972 code for a protein of 1501 amino acids. Gene Ontology annotation, biological process: signal transduction. The transcript has 19 exons. Gene Ontology annotation, molecular function: protein binding; GTPase activator activity. The record is from RefSeq and is a predicted model, not a curated record.
UCCAUUGAACAUAGAGGAGCGAUUUGUGGGCGGGGCAAGAUUCCAGCAUGGAAGGAUGCACUUGGGCCGCUGAGUAAAGAAAGUUUUCAACUACGUUAUACUCUAAUUAUUCUGCGUGUUUAUCCUAAUGAUAUAUUGCUACACACUUAAGAUGGACUCCUGUUAUUUUGCAGCUUGUAAUUGUUCAGUGAACUUAUCUCCGUUGUCAACUAUCAGUCGAAAAAUACGAGGAUAAACUGUCUUUAUUUUGGCGAAUAUGUCGAGCAAGUGUCGGUUGUUUUUCUAAAGUGGAGUGUGUAUAUUGAGUGGAAGACUGACGUCACUCAGAUAGCCGGGUCCAGUCUGGAAAAAUGACGCCUGGAUAGGAAUGUUUCUGUAGCAAUGCUCAGACACAUCUACUGGUUCUGACAAGAGGGCAACCAUGUGGGACAUUCAGAAUUGAUGGACACAAUAAAACGUUGCCAAGAUGUAUAAACAAGUGGAUUCUUCUUCAAGGAGGCGGACUAGAGGUGGGAGUGAUCCUCACAGGCCACAGUCUCCUUCCACCUCCUCGUUCCAGCAAGGUCGUAUCCGUGCUGUGGAGGUAGCCAGAGGACGGACGGGGUACGGAUUUACUCUGUCAGGUCAAAGUCCAUGCGUCCUCAGCUGCAUUCUGAAAGGAAGCCCGGCUGACUAUGUGGGUUUACGAUCAGGCGAUCACAUCCUCUCUGUCAACGACAUCAAUGUCUCUAAAGCAUCGCAUGAAGACGUGGUGAAACUCAUUGGACGGUGCUCGGGCAUCUUAAAGCUGGUGAUUGCGGAGGGGGAGCGUCACAGGCGACACCCACAUCAUCACCAACACCACCACCAUCGCAGCAUCGGAAGCCGUCACCACAGCAGCAGCGCCAUGGGAGCAGCGUACCUGGAUUCCUGUUCUAGCGAUGAAGAGUUUGACAAUUUCUACGACAAUGGUGGCUACUACAACAAUAGCAGCAAGACUGGUCGUGGUUCACAAGGCGCUUGGAUGAAGCCCAAGAUGGAUUCCAAGCAGCUGGGCAUCAACAGGGCAGAGAAGGUGGUGGCUGAGCUUCAGUCCGGUGGAAUUUUCAACAUGAUCUUCGAGAACUCCAGCCAUUCGUCAAGCAGCUCGGACAAAGAUAGAUCAUCAGCCAAACCUCGCCCACUGUCUGAGCCAGACUACCCACCUUAUCGGAAACCUUCCCGGUCUCACAGCAACCCAAUACUUCUUUCGGAGGAGGAGAUGGCUCAAGUUCUAAAUGACGAUUCAGUGUUUUUGGACUCAGACUUCCAUCAUCUGAGCCUUCACCACCACGAGCAAGAUGCGGAUGUAGGAGAAGGAGGUGACUUGAUUCUUGAGCCCAGCGAGGGCAUCCUCAACGUAGGCAUGAUUGUGGGCUACCUGGGCUCCAUUGAGUUGGCUUCCACCGGUACAAGCCUGGAGAGUGACAGCCUGCAAGCUAUCAGAGGCAGCAUGAGACGCCUCAGAGCAGAGCAGAAGAUCCAUUCACUGGUCCUCAUGAAGGUCAUGCACGACUGCGUGCGUCUGUGCAGCGACAGGGGGCAGAUUCUAGCAACUUACCCUGCAGAGAAACUGGCUUUCAGCGCCUGUUGUCCUGAUGACCGGCGCUUCUUCGGGCUGGUGACCAUGCAGGCCACCGAUGAUGAGUUCCAUUUUCUUCAUGGGAUGUAUGACGACGGUGGGUUGAGGACCUCCUGCCACGUGUUCAUCGUGGACCCAGACCUCUGUCACCACCAGGUUCACUCUGGAAUAUCCAGGAGGUUUGGCUUCGAAUGCACCCCUGAUCCUGACACAGGGGGCUGUCUGGAGUUCCCCACAAGUUCUCAGCCUCUCCUUCAGUUUGUGUCGGUCCUCUACCGGGACAUGGGGGACAACAUUGAAGGUGUCCGGGCUCGGGCUUUCCAUGAUCCUGACAACGAUGCUCAGCAAAACCACAGCACGAGCAGCAACAGCGACAGUGGGAUCGGCAACUUUUUGCCUGAGGAGAAGAGCAACAGAGUGCUGUUGGUUGACCUUGGAGCUCCCCUGAACCAGCAUGUCUCCGGGGGGUCACGGCACUGGGAAAACUCCUCAAACUCACAGCAGGCAUGGAGCCCCACCCUCGGAGCCGCACCUUCUCACCCUCAGCCUGGUCUGAGAAAUGGCCACUUCCACUAUGAAUCCCACCAGGAUGAGAUCCUACAACCUCUCCCCCUGGUACACUCUGAUGUCCAGGGCAGACACUCCCGAGGGGUGCACCCUCAUCACUACCCUCCUGGACUAAGAGGAGGGGCCAUGGGAGGAGGAGAGAAGAGAGGGGCUGUAGGAGGAGUGAGUGCAGGGGUGGAGUCGCAGCGCUGGCUGCCCGUCCAUGUGCUGCGGGACUGGCAUCAGCAGCAGCACCACCACCACCAGGGCCUGAACAGUGAUCAGGAGUCGUAUGCCGAAUCCACUGACGGAUGGUCAUCAGCCAACUGCAGCACCCUGCCCCCACCCAUGAGUAAGAUCCCAGCUGACCGAUACAGGGCCCCGCUGGCCCCAGGAGACCACCUGCCGCCGCCUCCGGGAGCCACACAUGCCCCGUCACACACUCAACAGCGGUUGACGGCGAUGAAGGAGGAGUGGGCCAAGAGCCUGUUUGGAGCUGAUGAGCGGGACAGAGAGAGGAGGGCAAGAGAGAAGAAGCGUGGCAAGACAAAGGAAGGAAAGGGAAGUCGAUUCCGUGGGUUGACCAUGGGUUUUCCUGCGAUCCACCCGCGCUCCUCAGCCAGGCGCUCCUUCGGUCGCUCCAAACGUCUGAGCAUGGCACGCUCCCUUGAUGACCUGGAGUCUGCUGCAGUCUCCGAUGGAGAACUGAACAGUGUGGAACUGCAGGGCUGCAGCAGUGACAACAGCCUCAACAGUAAUGCCAGCCUCCCCAGUGUCCAGAGUCACCGACGGCACACGGAGAGGAGAGUGGCCAGCUGGGCCGUCUGUUUCGAGAGACUUCUGCAGGACCCGGUGGGAGUUCGCUACUUCUCGGAAUUUCUAAAGAAGGAGUUCAGUGAGGAAAACAUUCUGUUCUGGCAGGCCUGUGAGUUCUUCAGCCACGUCCCUGAGAAUGACACCAAGCAGUUGUCUCAGCGGGCUCGAGAAAUCUACAACAGCUUCUUGUCCAGUAAAGCCACCACUCCCGUCAACAUCGACAGCCAAGCUCAGCUGGCGGAUGAUAUUCUCAACGCACCGCAACCUGACAUGUUCAAGGAGCAGCAACUGCAGAUAUUCAAUCUGAUGAAGUUUGACAGCUAUACGCGCUUCCUCAAGUCUCUUCUGUACCAAGAGUGUAUGUUAGCUGAGGUGGAGGGCAGGCCCCUUCCGGAUCCAUACCACAUUCCGAGCAGCCCCACCUCCAAACACAGCACCACCGGCUCAGACCGCUCCAACCUGUCCACUCCUAAGAAGGAAGACAAAAAGAGCAAGUCGGGGCGAUCGCUCAACGACGAAAGUCGAGAUGAAGGAGGAGACAGGAGGAAGGGAAUGUUCUUUUCCUGGUCUCGCAACAGGAGCUUUGGCAAAGGACCCAAAAAACGAGAGCUGGCUGACCUGAAUUACAAUUUGUCUGGCAGCAAUGGUAGGCGUGAAUCUCAAGGUUCCCUGUCAUCAGGAGCCAGUCUGGAGCUUGCAACAUCAGGCUCAGGCAGAAAUGAGUGUGAUGGCGCGGUGUCUGCGUCAGCUGACCGUAAAGGCAGCAGCGCCACCUUAAGGCAGUGUAACAUCAGCCUGCCCGACGGGUCCUGUUGCUCGGUACCACUGAGAGCCGGAGUGUCCAUCAGAGAUCUGCUGCUGGGCCUCUGUGAGAAACUCUGUGUGAACCUGGCAGCUAUCGAUCUCUUCCUCGUCGGAGGGGAGAAGCCACUUGUUUUGGACCAAGAUUGUAUGACGCUUUGCUCAAGAGACCUGCGAUUAGAAAAACGCACUCUGUUUCGACUGGACUUGGUUCCAAUAAACCGGUCAGUGGGCCUCAAAGCAAAACCCACCAAACCAGUGACUGAGGUUCUGAGGCCCGUCGUUGCCAAAUAUGGCCUGCACCUCUCAGAUCUGGUGGCACGGAUUAGUGGGGAGUCAGAACUUUUAGAUUUAGGUCUUCCGAUAUCCAAUCUGGAUGGGCUUCGAGUGGUAUUAGACAAAGCAGAACACACUUCUGGAAAAGGUGCGCCAUCUAAAGGCCACGGUCAGCCUUUCACAAACAGAAACCAGUCAACAACAGGCGAGGACAGGCCAACACAGAAGCCCGGGUCCAUAAACCCUCAUGGGGAAAACGGCAAGGCUGGCCCCAGCAGCCGGCCGUUACCAAACCACUCUGUCUCUCUCCUUAAGGCUCCGGAGAAACGAAAGCAGAAAACCAUUAAUAUAGAUGAAGCAGAAGAGUUCUUCGACCUCAUAUCCAAAGCUCAGAGCAACCGAGCCGACGACCAACGAGGCCUGCUGAACAAAAGUGACCUACAGCUCCCAGACUUUUUGCGUCUGUCGCCAGUAGCAACGAACCAGGCGGCACCUCCUCCCUACUACGCUGAGCCCAGUUGCUCCACCCCUAAUUCCCACAACCAUAACAACGGCAGCUUCCCCAGCAGCGGUCGCCAGGGCAACAGCAUUGACAGGGGAGGAGGAAUCUGUUUGCUUAAUUCAAGCCAUCAGUCCCAGAGUCUAGAUUCGGCCAUGGACAGCCGAGGGGGGAGGAACGGCAGACCCUCUCCGCUAUUCCCUGGGACGAUCUCUCCCAUCCACUCAGCCCGGGAUGCCUGUCAGCUGAGGGACUCGGGCAGGGGGGAGUCAUGCCAGAUGCUGGAGGAGGACACGCUCUCGGACCUAACUCUAGUGGGAGAGGGGGACAUCAACAGCCCCUGCCUCAACUACGUCACCCCGUCGUCGCUGCCAAACAAAUCCCAAGCACGAGCGCAGGAUAGCCGGCCAAGCUCAGGUACCUCCCCUGUGUGAACUUUCCUCUCCACCUAAUUGCAAGUGGGACCUUGCAAGUUCACCCCAGAGCGUGAACGAAUGCAUCCACCAAUCCGUCAUUGGUCCUGUCAAACACCACGUCAAAAGAUCUCAAGACGAUUAUUGGAUGCAUUGGUAACAACCCGCCACCAAAAUUCCCUGAGUGGAGUGUUUGAGCUCAGUUGCUGUGGAUCUUUAUUGAAGUUGUUUUCUGGAGGGUGAGAGGACUUCAGUGCGAAGCCUUGCCGUCCUCCUUGUACAGAACUUCUCAAUGCACUUUAGCCAAUUAGAAGACAAGUUGUAUCUUUUCUCUUCUGUUAAAAUUCAACAAAGUUAGUUCUCUGCUGGCAAACUUAUCAUAAUCAGCCAGGCAGCGCGCCGUGACGGACCCAGCGACUGCUCUCCGGUGUCCUUGCCGACUCUUGCUUCUGAAGGUGCAUAUUUGCUCAACCGCGUCCUCGAAUCUUCUCCCCCAGUUUCUGACAAAAAUCAUUUGCUCAACGGGAUGUCUCCAAAAUCUUAUUCAAUAAGACACAUUUACUGUCUUUUUUCCAAACUUUUUUAAAAUUGUAUUUAUUCAUUUAACAUUCAUGUCCAGACUGAGAACUGCGUAAAAUUGGUGUUGCUCAAUGCUGUAUUUAUUUAUUAACGUUUGCCCAUCGAUGGUAAAGGUGAUGCAGAAAAAAAAAAAAACAAACUUCAUGCCAUUCUGUUGGCCAUUUUGCCUCAAACUCGACGCCAUAUUUGUUAUGAUGGAGGAGCGUGAUGUUGAUUUGGCGACCAUGAAACACACCUUUGUCCGAUUAGUUUACACCAAGUUUUGGUUUCCUCUGCCACCUGCACGCCAGCUAGCCAAAGCAUUUUGGGAAUCUCUUUUUUUCUUGAUCCAAGAGCAGCUGGUGAGGUCACAGCUCAUGAAAGCUGGAGUGGCCUCUCUGGACGAUAACAUAUCCGAGCAACAGCUCAUGUAUUUGAAUGCUAAAAGCCGUUCAGAUGACCUUCCAAGUGCUCUGGUAAGUGCGAUCCACCCUUCAUGUUCCAUUCAUCUUUUGUGAACCUUAGACGUGCAAGUCCUGCGAAUGCAAGGGGUUUUCAAGUUCAUUCGGGUUAGUUGCCGUGAUAAACAUUUCUAGCACUACAUCGCCUUCUGUAUUUUCUGUAUAAUAGUCCUGAGAACACAUUAAUUUAUGAUUAACCUGUACUGUAUGAGUUAACAGUGUUUAUUUGUACAUAGUGAAGAUUGUAAAAAGCAGUGUUACUAUAGUCACCAUUGAAGCGCAGCGCUGCCAAGCCACCUGACUUCGCUGUUGUGUUGGAAUAUUCUCUAUCUAUGCUGUCUGUACAUAGAGCAAAUAAAUGUUGGAGGUGAAACGUUUCUCUUAACGUCAUGUGAUCGCUUCAGUUCUUUUCUCCAUUUCCUCUUUGUUUCCUUUUUCUUGACUGGAAAAUAUCGUGAUACCUUCGAUGUCUUCAACUGGUGUGUACUAGAAUUAACCCAGCCCAUGUGGUUUUCUGUCCGUAUGUGGGUGGACUGACCUGUCUCGGCCCGAGUCGCUGGGAUACCUCACGUUUUUGGGUCAACACUUUUACGAUAGCUGAGCAGCACCACUGAUGGAAAUCCUUUGUUUUCCAUGAGUUGGAAUGUGAUGAGCUCAUUUAUGUAGCCCAUUUUUUGUUAUCGUCUUCCCCUUGUUUUAUGAUGGAGUACAAUUUAUGUACUUUGACGCUCAACCCCGACGCGUCAUGCUAAAAUUAGCCGCUAAUAAUGACAUCAUUAAAAGGGAGCUGUGCCAUGCGUCAAGUCCGCUGUGUAAGACGCUUGAUAGAAAUGCAUCAAUUACCCACUAAUGUCCUCCACAGUGUGUGUCUGUGGGGCAGGUCUUUUGUUUUGGGGUACAAAGGGACCAGGCAAUUAGAUAUGCAUGGGUUCUCUUCUGCACCGCGCCUUGUUAGGCAAGCUUCAUCAUGCUGGGCUCUUUGAAAGCCCCAAACAAAACUGUCCUCUGUUUCCUUCCAGCACACACACACACACACACACACACAUUUGUUUCACUAUUUUUGUGAGGACAUCAUGCUUUCCGCAGCCUCUCACCCCUAACUUAACCAUCUAAAACUUAACCAGGACUCUGAACCAAACUGAAACCCAAUUGUAAUAAACUAAUUUUACUAGUGUUUUAACCAUCUAACCCUUGUGAGGACAAGCCAAAAUGUCCUCACAGGAAGGUGGCUUGUCAAGAUUUGGUACUCACAAGUAUGGAAAAAACACACACAUUCAAACACACUUGAAUUUCUGUCCUUAUAGGGACAUUGUGUGGUUUCUCAUUGCCAUAACCCUUUCCCCAGCCUCUUGAGGUUUGGCUUAACGUCAUGGGGUCCAGGCAGAUGUCCCCUCAAAGUCUUAUGGCCUUCACAAAGAUAGUGUUAUGUCAAGAAUUGGCUCAUACAAAGUUGGAUAAACAGGCACACACACACACGUGUUCACACCUUUGUAUUGUAAAAUGAAUCUUAAUAUACAGCUUAAUCCAUCGGAAACGAGUGUGUAAUACACUGGUUUCCUGUUUGAAUUAAGAAGUGUUAGAUCUCUGAUAAAACAAUGAGGAGCUUCUGAGUGUGAUGGCACCAGUGUGGCUUCCGCGGUAAUUGCAUGGGAAAUCCUGCGACACGUUGGCUGAUCUGGUUUAUUUUCAAUUAAGGGUCUCAUUUCUGGGAUCAGUGCCCACAUCCGCUGGCCGACCAGCAAGUCCCGGAGAGUGCAGCGAAGCCCUCGCUGUAGAUGGCUCCAUCUCCUUCUUACAUCUUCAGGCUGCUCUUAGAGAGAGAAAAAUGACGUGUCGCGUCGUGAGCGGGUUUUUCGACAAAAUGAUAGAGCUGUUAAAAGACUAGGCUUGUCUAUCACUGCGUCUGGAUGCCCGGGGGGUUCCGGCAACGUAAGAGAUUUGAAAUAUCUGAAGAACUACACAUUAUAUUCAAUAACCUUCAUCAUCGCAUUCUGCUAGUUCACACCUUUUAAGUACAGACAUGCACCGUGAAGCAUCACUUACCAGUGGAACCGAAACUUGAAGUUCUUCUAUCUCCAUGGCACCUGAUAACUCAACAUAACUCUGGGUAUUGCUUUACUUUUGACAGACAACUACACUGUUACUCCACACGUACUGUAUUUACAACUAUGAGACAUGCAUAGCGUGACAUCAUAAACAAGUGACAACGCCAACAUACAGGUUGGAUUCAAUCAUAAGGUUCAUCUUUUUAUGUACCUAAGUGUUUCAUGUGUAACAACAGCUUUUAAAGCCUUAAUUUUAAAGUGUCAGGUGGUCAUGAAAACGUAAAAAAAUCCCAGUGCAAAACUAGCGCAACGUCAUCAGAAGGUGUCAGACCUCACAUAUGCUUAUAGCUUAUAUAGAGACGUGUGUUCUACUCUCUUUGCUGUGUUGCACGUUCUCCCUGCAUAUGUGGCAGCAUGCUGCAGCGCCAUCAUCUGACUCCGCUCUCCCACAUGUCCCACACAUGCAGAGACUCAACGUGCAGCAUAUUUGAGUGUUUUCCUCUAGUGUGGAGUGUUUGCCGUGACAGUGAGUGUCGUCUCCGUCCGUCUUCUCAGUCGCGUCUUUCUCCUCAGGAAGAGACAGGUGGAGAGGAAGGGAAAGUGGAGGAGGAAGUUCGGGAGUUUCCAACCGAAGGACCACAUCAUCGGCCCGUUCCUCUCCUCCUCCACUUCCACCCA